AUGCAAAAACAGAAUACAAAAGGCUACUCGGAAAAAACUUCGCUUACAAUCGGGGUUCCAAUUCACUGGGAACGACAUUUUCUCCUUUGGGAUGAUGUCACUGGUCUUCACUCGCACGAACCGGCUCAUCCAGCCCCGAUCCUUAUCCUCGUCGUUGCUGGAAAAGAAGGCCUUCGUCGACUAGCAUUGGAGCUUGAUCAGAUCUCAGAAAAUGGGCAUUUAGGAUGGGUGCGGUCAGUGGCAAUUGAUCCUAGUAAUAAUUGGUUUUGUACAGGUUCAGCAGAUGGAACUAUUAAGAUAUGGGAUUUAGCUAGCGGUAGGUUGAAGCUCACAUUAACAAAUCACAUUGGGCAAAUACGAGGCCUUGCUGUUAGCAACAAACACACAUAUAUGCUCUCAGCUGGUGACGAUAAACAAGUUAAAUGUUGGGACCUUGAACAAAAUAAGGUGAUUCGCUCUUAUCAUGGCCAUUUGAGUGGUGUUUAUUGCUUGGCUCUUCAUCCCACAAUUGACAUCUUGUUCACUGGGGGUUGUGAUUCUGUUUGUAGGGUUUGGGAUAUUCGGAGUAAAACACAAAUUUUUGCUCUCUCUGGACAUGAUAACACUGUUUGCUCUGUUUUUACUCGACCAAUGGAUCCUCAGGUUGUAACUGGCUCUCAUGACUCAACCAUAAAGUUUUGGGACCUUAGAUAUGGUAAGACAAUGACAACACUCACACAUCACAAGAAAUCUGUUCGAGCCAUGGCUCAGCAUCCUAAGGAAGAAGAUUCUUUUGCUUCUGCAUCAGCAGACAGCAUGAGAAAAUUCAACCUUCCAAAAGGAGAACUUUUACAUGGCAUGCUUUCCCAACAGAAGACCAUAAUCAACGUGAUGGCUGUCAAUGAUGAAGGAGUAAUGGCAACAGGAGGUGAGAAUGGAAGCUUGUGGUUUUGGGAUUGGAGAAGUGGUCACAAUUUUCAGCAAGCUCAAACCAAAGUUCAGCCGGGGUCUUUUGAUAGUGAAGCCGGUAUCUAUGCUCUCACAUAGAAUGUAUUUUUCCAGGACA
Messenger RNA from Nicotiana tabacum (common tobacco), 1045 nucleotides. Lineage: Eukaryota; Viridiplantae; Streptophyta; Magnoliopsida; Solanales; Solanaceae. The record is from RefSeq and is a predicted model, not a curated record.